UUGCGCGUCUAUGAUUGGCCCCUUUCCUGGCACCCUCCAAUUUUCCCGCAACAAACAAGUGUGAAAGUAUCUGCGUAGCAGCACAUGCUAUGCACGGUUAGCAGCCGAUAUGCCUAAACGAACUUGUCCUUUCCCCGAAGUCUUUUCUUCUCAAUAUAAGAUACAUGUCAGACAGCAGGAACUGAACAACUAUGGAGUGUUUGGCAGCAAGUAUAGACAAGAGAUAUACGAAAAAACGAAGAACUUGCUUUUCAACGGUGCCAAAGCUGUGAUCAGUACAAUAUGGACCGGGGAAGAGAAGAGUGCAGCUCCGCAGCCCUCUGCACAAACGGAUUCACCUGCAUGCAGCAAAACCCUUCUGAGAGGACAGAUGCUGAUUGGCCACGACGGGAGACUAACGAGGGCGGGUGCUGCUAAAGGUAACCCAGUGGGUCCCACAGGUUGCUGUGUGUGUCAGAAGAGCCAGGGACCCAGGACGCCGUGUUCUCAGUGUGAUCGACUGGCGUGUUCAUCCUGUGUCCGACAGUGCUCCAACUGCUGCAGCUUAUGCUGCUCUGUCUGCACCAUCUUAGAUUACAGCGGGCGGUACGAUGAAGUACUCUGCUGCGGCUGCUCUACGUAAAGGAAGACCAAAGGCUGGAACACAAAUGUAUAUUUAAACACUGUAAUUGCAUUAAUUGAUAUUUUAUACCCUUUUUUUCUUAAUUCAUGUUUAUGUAAAUAUUGUCAUUUGAAGGUUUGAUUGAAUAAACUUGAACCCUUUUUAGAAACGUU
Molecule: messenger RNA, 774 nt
Organism: Oryzias latipes (Japanese medaka)
Lineage: Eukaryota; Metazoa; Chordata; Actinopteri; Beloniformes; Adrianichthyidae
Gene: siva1
Product: SIVA1, apoptosis-inducing factor
Biological process (GO): extrinsic apoptotic signaling pathway
Molecular function (GO): CD27 receptor binding
Source: RefSeq, a predicted model, not a curated record